CAUCCUGACUGGUUGUAUUUCUACUGAGAGAGUUCACAAAUCUUACAAAAAGCUGAUGAAAAUUCACUUGCUCUCUGCAGGUAGCCUUAUCCCAGAUAAAGCUGACUCUUCGAAGUGCCAUACCAGUCAGGACUUGCCUUGUUUUCUUUCUUUCCAAUUGUUUGUAAUGGUUACCACGAGAUUGAGCCAAUGCUCUUUGGCUGUGGGCUUAGACCUAUGCUUACAACAUAGUCCUUUGACCUGCCUACAGCAUUGUCUGUCCAGGGACACAGCUUUAGUAUCAAGAGCACCUUUGCUGCAGGAGCUCUGCUGUGCUGCUUUGCAGUGGUCAGGAGCUCUGAGCAAAUGGGUAGGUUAUGUUAAUGGUCACUGUAUAUUGUUUCAUAUACUUCUCAUUAAGAUGAAAUUAAAAGUGAAAAUCAAGCAGAUUCACCAGAAUGUUACUGGUAUGAUUGACCAAAUUAUUUUCCUGGUCUUAAAAGAAGGCACAGAUUUUGUACCCCAAAGUAGGAUUUGGGACUCUGAAUUUUAGCCUUCUAAAAGCAAAGUGAGUAGGCUGAGCCAUCUUUACUUUUUCUAGGGUUGACAGAGAUAAAAUGUCAUCUCCAGUAGAUGCUAUACUGCACUUAAGCGGGACAGAACGAAACAUGCUCUGAUGUGUCAAGCUGUCGGGAGCCCAGAUUGCUGGCUUAAAUGCAGAACUUCUCAGUAUCUGAAGUUAUCUGAGAUGGAUCCUACCAGAAGAGUUUGCAGUCUAAAUAUGAACUAGCCUAAGGUGCAAACUGCACUUAGCACGCCAGAUAUGCUUCAAGAAAGUGUAGGCAUCUAUGUAGCAUCAUCAUCAAAAAAUCUUCCUGGAAGAGGUUUAGAAAAGUAUUUGGAAGAGCAAAGGUGGUUGUGUGAUACAUGAGAAGAAGAGAGUGGUUCUGGCACACUGUAACAGAGACGGAAUUAUUGCAUCCACCCCUCCUGCUACCUCCACCCCCAAAAUCUGAAAACUUCCUGAUUUGUGUUCAUCAAUAAUUAAGAGCCCAUCAGCAAUACUCAGAGGGAGCUUGCAUUGCACUUCUGAGCAGCCAGAUAGUAAUGUACAGUGGAGAGAUCCUCUCUUUCAAAUCCCAGGGCUCCAGGCCAUGCAAUGCUAGUAUUGCAUUUUCAAUUAGCUUCUGAGUGAAUGCUUGGCAUAUGCAGAAGUGAACUGGUACACAAUUAGCUUAUUGUUCCUUUUAGCUUUGUGCUGAGAGGAUCUGAAGGACUGGAGAAGAGAGGGGAGAGGGGAGUGGGGGGAAAAAUAGUCAAGCCAGCGGCAUCUCUGUGGAUGUGGAAUAAGGGAGCUGCUCAGCUCACACAGAUCCACUUGCUAAGUCUGGAAUUACAGCUGUUACUGAGGAGCACACAGCGUGGCUUUAGGGAGCGUGCCGGGAGAGCCACAGAACAAGGCUCUGUUCUCAGGCGCUCCAGGCUCUGCUCUCGCCUGCCUCAUCUCAGCAUUGCGAUGGAGCCCAACAGCCCCAAAAAGAUCCAGUUUGCUGUGCCGCUCUUUCAGAGUCAAAUAGAUCCUGAAGCAGCUGAGCAGAUCAGGAAAAGAAGGCCUACCCCAGCAUCACUCGUCAUCAUGAAUGAGCAUGUGCCCCCAGAAAAAGAUGAGAAGAGAACAAACAUCUCACAGGCAGAAUCCCAGAGCGCCUCGCCAAAGCAAAGGAAGCAGAGCGUGUACACCCCGCCUGCCCUCAAAGGGAUAAAGCAUCUGAAGAGUCAGAGUGAUUCAGCAUUUCCAGAAGAGGAAGAGGGAAUCAGUGAAAGAGAAGAGGAAUGGGACCACUAACCCACACAAGGGUGCCUGGGGGCCGGGUACCGCAAUGACGGAGCUGCAACACCAUGUGUGCGUCCCACAAUUCACCACCGCUUGUGUUCCCGCGGAGCAGGGUGCGCUGGGGAGCACGCCUUGACUGGGCUUUACAGCCACUUGCAAAUUCGUUUUGUGAGCCUUAUACCUGGAGAUAAAACGUUUGUUUUAAAGUCACUCUUCUUUCAUUUUCUAUGACGUAGAAAUGUCAUUUGCAAAUGGGGUAGUGAUCUGAUGGCAGUACUGCCAGAGCUUAACUUCUGCGUGUGAGCUGUGUUAUAAGACUUGUUGUAAAUAAAACCCAUUUAAAAGCUACAAAAUAAAUAAUACAUUCAUUUAGACAA
Molecule: messenger RNA, 2190 nt
Organism: Cygnus olor (mute swan)
Lineage: Eukaryota; Metazoa; Chordata; Aves; Anseriformes; Anatidae
Gene: PPP1R1C
Product: protein phosphatase 1 regulatory inhibitor subunit 1C
Biological process (GO): intracellular signal transduction
Cellular component (GO): cytoplasm
Molecular function (GO): protein phosphatase inhibitor activity
Source: RefSeq, a predicted model, not a curated record